AUGGAAUCACCACCACUUUCUGACGAAAUGAUAUUGCCAAUGAGGAAGGCUGCGCGUAGAGAUGCCCAUGUCUCUGUAUGCCUUCCUAACAUGUUUGUGCUCUUUUUAUCGGAGAAGCCAGUCAUCAACAGGUAUUAUGAAACCGUAAAGGAAGAGUCCGAGUUAUGGAUAGCAAGAAUAUGCGCGUUUGGAAACAGGACUCGACGAGUUAUCACGAACUGCGAUUUUUCGUACUUCUGCUCAAUUGUAGUACCAGAUGCUUCGCCUUUAGAGCUUCGGACAGUAUGUGAUUGGGGCAACUGGGUCUUUCCAUUCGAUGAUAUGUUCGACAAUGGAGGUCUAAAGGAUGACCCCAUACAAGCUCAACAAUUGGUCAACAGUCUCCUAAAUGGUAUGCAAGAUGAUGGGACUGUGUCAGACGAUGGCGAAGAGCACCCUCUAGUUCAAGUUCAUAAUUCUGUAUGGUGUCGCCUUGCCAAGACUUCUCCAGUUGGUGUCCGUCGCAGGUUUGCAAAGGGCAUGAGAGAUUACUGUACUGGAGCCAUCGAACAAGUCCAUAGUUGUUCUAGGGGCAAACACCCCACACUAGACGAGAUGCUCGCAUUACGAAGACAGUCUGCCGGCGUUUCACCUCUCUUUGCCCUAGUUGAGUAUGGCCACAAGCUCCAUAUCCCAGACUCGGUCUUCGAGACUAGAAGCAUCAAGGAGAUAGAAAGAAUCGGAAUUGACCUCGUUCUAUUGCAAAACGAUAUUCUCUCGUAUUGCAAAGAAGAGAAAGAAGGUGUAGCUCACAACAUGGUUGCCAUUUGUCGACGCGCGGGAAUGCCCGCACAGAUGGCCUUUGACCACAUUGGUGGUAUGCUCCUUUCCCGUUAUCAUGACUGGUACCUUGCGCUAGCAGACCUACCCAGUUGGGGCGAGAGUGUCGAUUCGGAGGUUCAACAAUACAUUCGUGGAGUACAGAAUAUUGUCAAAGCUAAUCUUCACUGGAGCUUUCGUUCCAGACGAUACUUUGGAGAGGUGAAUGAAGAGGUCCGAAAGACCGGCAUCGUAAACGUGCAGCCACAGAGUGCCGAUGUUGAGCUGACAAUUCUCUAA
This is a messenger RNA of Aspergillus bombycis, 1098 nucleotides long. RefSeq names its product terpene synthase family protein. The transcript has 10 exons. The coding region runs from base 1 to 1098 and encodes 365 amino acids. The record is from RefSeq and is a predicted model, not a curated record. Lineage: Eukaryota; Fungi; Ascomycota; Eurotiomycetes; Eurotiales; Aspergillaceae.